Molecule: messenger RNA, 855 nt
Organism: Plasmodium inui San Antonio 1
Lineage: Eukaryota; Apicomplexa; Aconoidasida; Haemosporida; Plasmodiidae
Exons: 2
Coding region: 1-855 (284 amino acids)
Source: RefSeq, a predicted model, not a curated record
AUGAGCGACACGGUAAAGGAAGACUCCCCGGCGAAGGAAAGCGCCCCGGCGACCCUGUCCGACGACGAGUCCAGUGACUCGUACUACAACUCAAAGUUUAAAUUCAAAAAAAAUUCAAUAGAAAUAAAAAAAAAAAGUUUGUUAAAAAAUAAAAUAAAGAAGAAUGACAUCGAGCAGAUAAUCAGAAACGAUCCGAUCCUCAGUAAUAUCAAGAGGACGGUCGAAACUGAGGGGGAGGUCUUUUGCCUCGGGACGAAAAAUGAGAAUUCGAAAGGUGACAGCAGCUGUACCUCUGAUGGCGUCGCUCAGAAGGGGCAAAACGGGAGAAACGCGAAGAAGCCAAAAAACGGCAGCGUCGUCUACUUCAAAGAACCGACGCUCACACAAAAAGAAAUCAGCCUUGAGGACAGGAAAGAUGCGACAAUGGACAAACGCGAACAUCCAAACGGAACAGACGAUAGUGCUCCACUAAUAAAUAAAGGCGUCCUUACCAGUGGCGGUACGAAAAAAAGCUCCCUUUCGUCCGGCAAAAAUAUAAACAAAAAAAAAAUUACAAGUGGGGUUCUCAACGAUGCGUACACUGUGGACGGGACGAAGUCUCCACCGCGGAAUGCUCCAAGGGGUCACAUAGGGAAACUCGUCACAAAGAAUGACGAGACGAAAAAGAAGGAAUUGUCCCCUCUGGCCAUUAUUAAGAAGCAUGGUCGACUGGUAAACCAAAUCAACGAAAUACACACCAGCAACAGUGAAGAAAUAGAACACCUUCGCAACGAAUAUGCCUCGCUCAAAAGUGACCUGCACAAAAUUAUGAGCAUAAUGAACGUGGGCCAGAGGGUCGUUUCUUCUUUGAAGUGA